Amoebophrya sp. A25 is the source of this 1861-nucleotide messenger RNA. NCBI's taxonomy places the organism in Eukaryota, Dinophyceae, Syndiniales, Amoebophryaceae. The record is from the annotation of a GenBank genome assembly.
CCAUGAUCGAGAUCCUUACUAUUUGCAUGAUGCUCCUGCUCGUCGUGUACAGCCUAAAGUUCUGCAUGAUUGGCUCAGCUUUUUGCAGAGGUGUCUGACACUCACAAGAAGAUCAAGAUGAUCUCCAAGCAGAGUGAUAAAUCAUGAGAAGUCCCAGAACCAUGAUAAUGUUGAUCAAGAAAGCAAAAGAUCCAUAAGGAAGAAUGAGCAUUCGAAGCAGGAGCGUCUUGACAAUAAUCACUCACUCAAGAUCCUCAUCUACCUUUGCAGUCAUAGACGAGAGCAAAAAUAGAUGAACGAUACCAUCUUUGUCUAAAUUUCUUAUUGCAGGCUCUUGAUGCGUAUCAGAAAGUAGUAGCCUUACAUUUUCCCUGUUUUCCUGCUAACUUCUUCUCAUAAGAUAAUAGACUGUUAGAGUUAGACAAACACGACGUCAACCUCGACCCCUCGAAGUAGCUCGUCUUCAUCACCAAUUAUUGCGAAGAUCUGUCAAAGAUGUCUCGUUUCGGGCAGUUCAUCAUGGGUCCCGCUGGGAGCGGGAAGAGUACCUACGCCCAGCAUAUGGCGGAGUACAUGCAGGUUGCGCACCGUAAGAACUGCCGGCUCGUAAACUUAGAUCCCGCAGUGUUGGAAAACAACUACAAGAAGAGUGACGCAAAAGGUGGAAAUGGAUCAUCACCAGGGGACAAAGAUGAGGAUCAAGAUGAAGAGGCUCCUAAUAUCUACGAUAUUGAUAUUAGGGAUUUGAUCACCAGCGACGACGUUCAGGAGGACUUAGAGUUUGGCCCAAACGGCGGUCUUCUCUAUGCAAUGGAGUACUUUGCUGACAAUUUGCGAUCCUGGUUCCGCGAGGAGCUCGAGCAAUUUGCUGGCGACAACGAGUAUUUUCUGUUCGACUGUCCGGGACAGAUCGAGCUGUACAUUCACCAUCCCGUGAUGCGGUGGGUGGUGGACUUCCUGCAAGACGAGUGCAAUAUUCGGCUCUGUGGCGUUUUCUUACUGGAUGCUUCGGUAGUUGCGAACGGCGUGUGCGCCAGCAAGUUUCUGAGUGGCUCGUUGAUGGCGCUCAACUGCAUGAUGCACUUGGCGUUGCCGCACGUAAAUUUACUGAGUAAAGUGGACUUGCUCGAAGAAGGACAGCUAGGAAAAAUGCACAACGACGACGAGAUAGACGAACAAGACGGAGGUGCAGCUGGUUCUACAACGGCAAGAGCAGCAGCAGAAAGACUCAUCAUGCCAGGAAUUCGUGGUGGUGCUGCGGAAGAAGCUACUUCAGCAGGUGGAGGUCAGGAGCGCUCUCCUCCAGCAGUGCUAGAGCGUUUCCUCGACAAUGAGGUCCAAGAUUUGCUGCCCGAGCUGAAUCGGGACAUGCAUCCUAGAUUUCGAGCUCUGAAUCAUGCUCUUGUCGAGCUGCUUGACGAAUACAAGAUGGUUUGCUACUCCUGUGUCUCGAAAUAUGACGAGGACUCACUCUCCGAAAUCGCGCAUCGCGUGGCGGAUCUCGUUCAAUACUACGAGAAUCAAGAGGUGGACGAUCAGGCUUACGACCGUGCGAUGGAGCGGGUCAAUGAGCGCGCUUAUGAAGGCAUGGGAGAAAAUCAAGAAGACCGUGAGGACUAUCAUUCGGGAGAUGAGGACGUAGAAAGAGAGCUCGAAGAGAGUCUUGGAAACAUGGAUUUGGCAGAUUACGGUGAUAUGUCCUUGGAAAAGUACGGGCUUGCAGGCGCAUAGACGUUCUGGCUCUUUGCUUUUGACGCCUUUCUUGUAUGAUCAUAUGGAAAGUGGGUUCCAUGCGCCAAGAUCUUCUAGUUUUUCUACCUGAUAGACUUAAAUGAUAAAUGACGAAAAAGACUAGCAUGAA